Molecule: messenger RNA, 1425 nt
Organism: Magnolia sinica
Lineage: Eukaryota; Viridiplantae; Streptophyta; Magnoliopsida; Magnoliales; Magnoliaceae
Product: elongation factor 2-like
Exons: 5
Biological process (GO): translational elongation
Cellular component (GO): cytosol; ribonucleoprotein complex
Molecular function (GO): GTP binding; GTPase activity; ribosome binding
Source: RefSeq, a predicted model, not a curated record
AGUAGGUGUUUUGGGCAGAGGUUUGUGGGGUAUGUCCUAAAUCUGGGUUUCUUAAGGGCUUUUUGGGGCAGAAAUUAUGGAGAGCUCCACCUCAAGAUUUGCUUGAAGGACUUGCAGGAAGAUUUCAUGGGCGGGGCUGAGAUUCUUGUUUCGGAUCCUGUUGUCUUUUUCUGUGAGACGGUGCUUGAGAAGUCAGUCAGGACUGUAAUGAGCAAGUCCCUUAACAAGCACAAUCGUCUCUACAUGGAGGCCCGUCCCUUGGAAGAUGGGUGUAUCGGCCCUAGGGAUGACCCAAAAGCCCGCUCAAAGAUCCUAUCUGAAGAGUUCAGGUGGGACAAGGAUCUUGCCAAGAAGAUCUGGUGUUUUGGACCCAAAACUACUGGCCCAAAUAUGGUUGUUGACAUGUGCAAGGGAGUUCAGUACCUGAAUGAAAUCAAGGAUUCUGUUGUGGCUGGGUUCCAAUGGGCAUCAAAGGAAGGAGCAUUGGCUGAAGAAAACAUGCGGGGUAUAUGCUUUGAGGUCUGUGACAUUGUUCUUUAUGCUGAUGCAAUCCACAGGGGCAGUGGACAGAUCAUCCUGACAGCAAGAAGGGUCAUAUAUGCCUCCCAACUAACUACAAAACCCAGGCUUUUGGAGCCUGUCGAUUUGGUGGAGAUACAGGCACCUGAACAAGCGCUCGGUGGCAUCUAUGGUGUCCUGAACCAAAAGCGUGGUCAUGUCUUUGAGGAAAUGCAGAGGCCUGGCACGCCGCUCUACAACAUCAAGGCAUACCUACCUGUCAUUGAGUCGUUUGGGUUCUGGGGGACUUUGAGGGCAACAAAAUCUAGACAGGCCUUCCCACAGUGCGUGUUUGAUCACUGGGACAUGAUGUCGUCUGAUCCAAUGGAGGCGGGAUCGCAGGCAGGGCAGUUGGUGGCUGAUAUCCGAAAGAGGAAGGGUCUGAAGGAGCAGAUGACACCUUUUUCUGAAUUCGAGGACAAGCUCUGAGGCGUCUGAUUGGCAAUGGAGAGAUUCAAGUAGUAGUUGUUUACAGAUAGCACGGGCAUUUGGGGCUUCUGAAAUUAUUGCUGUUGAUGUUCAAGAUGAUAAACUUUGCAAUGCAAAGAUGCUAGGAGCAACUCACACAAUAAAUGCGGCAAAAGAAAAUGUCAUUGACAAGAUAAAGCUCAAUUGGUUUUCUUCAAAAAUGGUGAAGGGAAAGUGAUAUGUAUCCUUGUCGUGGUGGCGGUGUUUUUGAACUUGUUGUACUUCUAUGGAAUGUGUGGUGUAGUGAAUGAUUGCUUGCUUCAACAGUACUUUAGCAAUAGUCCUCUAGUGGUGGUUCACCCUUGAAUAUAAUUACAGAAGACACGCGGGAGAAGUUAUCGAUAUAGCUGUCGGAUGUGCAAGUGGACUAUUGAUACUUGCAUCCAUUUUUUAUCUAUG